CUCCCACCUCUCCUGCCUAAAGAAAUCAUGUAGUUCCCAAAGCCUGCCCCAGGUCUUCUUCCGGACUUUGCUUUCUACCCUGCACAAGCACCUGGUCUAUUGCUCGAGAGCUGAGAAUUCAACACACGCUCUGACGGCUCAUCCACUAGUAUUUUUCAUCUGUAAAAAGAGAACAAAUGGACUGAAACAUACUCAUGCUCACUCGUUGCGCCGAUCAAUCAUCUCUUGUGGAACUUAUCCACCUAUCAGACUGACGGGAAAGGACAAGAUAAAGAUUGGAGUUCAAAAUACAGGCAAACACGGCCGAGCCAAAAGAAAGGACAACCUUCCCCCAACAGAGCAAACAUAGCUGGGAGAGCGGCAGCAUAUACGGAAAUCUUGGUGGAGUUUUCCUGGGCUUUUUACAAUGUUAAGGAUUUGUCUCUUCUUGGUUGCCUUCUGCCAUGUUGUGGUCAGCGAUGUUGUCCAACUGCAAAAAAUGUAUGGGAGGAUUGCGUCUCCUGACUUUCCGAACGUUUACCCCAACAGCAAGGAGAGGACGUGGAAUAUCACCAUGCCCCAGGGUUACACCAUCCGCAUCUACUUCACCCACUUCAACCUCGAGUUGUCUUACCAGUGUGAAUACGACUAUGUGAAGAUGCAGUCUGGAGGGGAGGUCUUGGCCACUCUGUGUGGUCAUGAGAGCACCGACACGGAGGAAGCCCCGGGGGACAAGACGUUCCACUCGCUUGACAACAACCUCGCAGUGACCUUCCGAUCGGACUACUCCAAUGAAAAGGGGUUCACAGGCUUUGAGGCUUUCUACUCUGCUGAAGAUAUUGAUGAGUGUCAACAGCGAAUCGACAAUGAACCAAUUUGUGACCAUUAUUGCCACAAUUACCUGGGUGGUUUUUAUUGCAGUUGUCAUAUCGGCUACGUGCUGCACAAAAACAAGAGGACUUGCACAGCUGACUGUCCCAAAAAGUUACUGACAGAAAGAUCCGGAGAAAUCUCCAGUCCAAAUUACCCCAAACCGUAUCCCAAACUCUCCUUCUGCAGUUAUACCAUUCAAGUGGAAGAGGGCUUCAUGAUCAUUCUGGAAUUUGUGGGGAAAUUUGAAAUUGAAACCCACCCGGAAGUACCAUGCCCUUAUGACAUCCUCAAGUUCAAAACACCCAAGGAAGAAUAUGGUCCGUUCUGUGGGGAUACUCUCCCUCCAAAGAUUGAAACCCGCAGCCAUGUCGUGGAUAUCCUGUUCACCACAGAUUCGUCUGGAGCUCAUGCUGGAUGGAAAAUCAAAUACACAACUACAGCUUUGCCGUGCCCCAUACCUCAAGCGCCACCCCAUGGACAGAUUCAUCCAGUACAAGCACAAUAUAUCAUGAAAGACUCCUAUAGUCUCUCCUGCAGUGUUGGCUACGCACUUUUGGAAAAUGAGCUGAUUGUGAAAUCCUUCACAGCAACGUGUCAAAAGGAUGGAUCCUGGAACAAGCCAAUGGCUCAGUGCACCAUUGUUGACUGCGGGCCACCAGAGGACACAGCGAAUGGCACAGUUGUGUACGUCACACAAGUCAAAGUUAACGUCUACCAAGCCGAGAUUGAAUACAGAUGCAAGGAUUCCUUCUAUGCUCUAAGAACAGGAAGUUCUGGUCACUACAGGUGUACCCAUGAUGGCUACUGGAGAGAUUCCAAUGGAGAGCAAGCACCUGCUAUUUGUGAACCAGUCUGUGGUGUCCAACACGUGAAGCCUCUGAGACGCAUAUAUGGUGGAAAGAGGGCAAGGCACGGACAGUUCCCUUGGCAAGUUCUGAUAACCGAUGCACAAGGAGUAACAGGGGGCGGUGCCCUUUUGUACGACAACUGGAUUUUAACAGCAGCGCAUGUCGUCACUGAUCCAGCAGAUGCCUCUUCCUUGACCCUGAAAAUGGGUCUGGUGAACAAACGAGCCACUAAUCACCAGCAGGCUGAGGCAGAAUCUGCCUUUGUUCACGAAGGGUACAGGAACGAUGGCUUCAACUUCAACCACGAUAUUGCUUUGAUUAAACUGAAGUACAAAGUUCCCAUUAAUGCAAAUGUCACUCCCAUUUGCUUGCCAGAAAGAGAAAGCAGAUUCAACCUGAACAUCAGUGAUACCGGAUUAGUAGCUGGCUGGGGAAAAACAGAGAAGGAGAGGCCUUCCCUUUUCCUGCUGUAUACAGAGCUAGAUGUUGUUGACCCAGAAAAGUGCAGAGCAGCAUAUGCAAACCUAAGUAUGGAUGGAAAGCCCCUUGUAGUGACAGAAAACAUGUUUUGUGCAGGAUAUGACCAAGGGGGAAAAGAUUCCUGCAAUGGAGACAGCGGCGGAGCGUUAGCUUUCUUUGAUCUUCAAAUGAGGAAGUGGUUUGUGGGUGGUAUUGUUUCCUGGGGUAUGCAAUGUGGUGCGGCAAACAUGUACGGUGUGUACACAAAAGUGGCCAACUACAUCUCAUGGAUUGAAAACAUAAUUGUACAUAAUUCUUGAUUGUGACUUGUAGGAUGCUCCAUUUCAAUAAAGAGCAUUCAAAGCC
Molecule: messenger RNA, 2525 nt
Organism: Heteronotia binoei (common prickly gecko)
Lineage: Eukaryota; Metazoa; Chordata; Lepidosauria; Squamata; Gekkonidae
Gene: MASP2
Product: MBL associated serine protease 2
Exons: 11
Coding region: 407-2479 (690 amino acids)
Biological process (GO): complement activation; proteolysis
Cellular component (GO): extracellular region
Molecular function (GO): calcium ion binding; serine-type endopeptidase activity
Source: RefSeq, a predicted model, not a curated record